GCAGUUUUAAUUCUUAACUUGAAACUAUUAAAUUUCUUUAUUAUAAUAAAAGAUAUUUUGCUUAAAUAUACUCUCCAUAAUAUAUUAUACUAUUUAGUAUCUACAAUAUAUUUUGCAAACCCUAAACCACGACUUCGCUGUAUUAUGAGGAUGAAGAGAAGAAGACGACCGGAGAUGAGAAUUCCUUCUAUGGAUGUGGUGACGGAGGAGAUCCUUACGAGACUGCCUGCUAAAUCCCUUAUGAGAUUCAAGUGCGUCUCAAAACUUUGGUCAUCCCUAAUCAGCUCACGAUAUUUCAGCAACCGUUUCCACACGGUCCCGUCUCGAUCGCGUCCUCGACUUUACAUGUGUUUGAAGGAUCUCAAUGACAGCCAUAACUCCGCAAUACUAUCAUUGGCUCCAGACAUUAAGUCUUCUUGCUUUGUAGUUGACAACGAUCUGACCAUCCCACGUCUGGGAUGCUACAUCUUGCAAUAUCUUCCUGGCUUCAUAUGUUACACCUCUUGGGGAUUGCCGCGGAUCUAUAACCCUGCUACCAGACAACUUGUCACCUUCCCCACCGCCAUACCUCCAGAAGAAAAUAAAAUCGUCUCUUACUAUUUUGGACACGACCAUGUUAGCGACCAGUACAUAGUGGUAUGCUCAACUGGUGUCAGAUUGAGAAAUUUUCAAGAGAUGAGGUCAGAGCAUCGGGUCUUUGUCCUAAAAUCUGAAGGGAGAGGAUUUUGGAAAACGGCUGCUCCAACGUGUCCAGAUGACUUUCAUCCUCACAUCCCGACCAGAGGAGGAGUGUGUAUCGAUGGUGUUAUAUAUUACCUGGGUUGGACUGAUUCGUAUAAUUCUGUGCUUGUGAGUUUCCACAUUAGAUCCGGAGACUUUAAAAUGAUAAAAGUACCUCGCAGGGACGGAGAUGAGCUGCCUGGAAGGGUCGAAAAUGUGAGUCUUAUAGAGUAUGGUGGCAAAGUAACUCUCAUUGUCCAAACCGAUCUUAGAGAAAAAGGUAGACUGGAUUUAUGGACUGUGGAAGAUGCCGGGAGCAAUAAAUGGUCGAGAAGGACUCUGGUUUUGCAUCCUUCUCAGCUGUAUUUAGUCAAUAACAACAUUAGAUACAAAGUCAAAGGUACAACUCAAAAUGGCAAAAUUUUCUUGAUACCACAUGGUUUGAUUUCUCCCUUUCACAUUCUCUCUUAUGAUCUUCAAAGAAAUGAUAUGAAAAAGAUGGAAAUCAAAGGUGUACCUGAACACUGGUUUAGCAAGGCCAAAUUGACCGUUACAGUGAUGUUGAUGGAUCAGAGUGAGCGUCUUUCUAACGUGAUGCAUACGGGAUCAGAGUGAGAGUCUCAUCAUGUACAUACACACUUGAAUAAAUCACUGCUUUCUACCUCUAAUGCAUGUUUUGUUUAGACUAAGAUCACAGUUUAAUUUCUAUAUCCCUUAAUAUAUUCGUUAUUUUUAUAUGAUAUUUUAUUGAUUUUGUAUAGUAUAUGGUGUUUUCUUGAAUUCAUCAAGUAAUCUCUCUAGAAAUAAGCCACUUCCAUUAACAUCCUCAAGGAUCUCAACUUGUCUGUCUACACUAAAUAUUGAUUUUCUUUGAACCUGGAAAGCUAUUGAUAAACAUUUCACAAUUUGGGACGCACAAGGGAUUCAAGACAAAAAAA
This is a messenger RNA of Capsella rubella, 1658 nucleotides long. RefSeq names its product F-box/LRR-repeat protein At2g40920. The record is from RefSeq and is a predicted model, not a curated record. The transcript has a single exon. Bases 145 to 1335 code for a protein of 396 amino acids. NCBI's taxonomy places the organism in Eukaryota, Viridiplantae, Streptophyta, Magnoliopsida, Brassicales, Brassicaceae. Gene Ontology annotation, molecular function: protein binding.